This is a messenger RNA of Cuscuta campestris, 993 nucleotides long. NCBI's taxonomy places the organism in Eukaryota, Viridiplantae, Streptophyta, Magnoliopsida, Solanales, Convolvulaceae. The record is from the annotation of a GenBank genome assembly.
UUCAGUGCAUUUUUCAGUUGUUGUUGUUACUCUUUAAAAUUUUGUAGACAAUGAUCUUUUUUUAUUAAAUAUAAGGUGGAUCAAGUGUUGUGCUGAUUCUUGAGAGAAAUAGCAAUGGGAGGCAAGACGCCAGCUGGCACUGCCACCUGGACUGGUGUGAAAGGCGGGCACACAGUGGCGGAAGGCAUGGUCAUGAUCCAAAAGGGAUUGGAGGAUCCAAAGGUUAAGUACAUGAGGGAGCAAAUGGAGAAAUUGGGUUGCAGAGUUACGGAUAAUUUCUUCCAAGCCAUCCGAUGCGAUAAGCCGGUAUCAGGCUUUUUUGAUCCCCGGGGUGGGAUAAAAGUAUGUGCAAACAAUUUGAGAUUUCAAGAUGAGGUAACCCAAGUACUCAUCCAUGAGCUCAUCCAUGCAUAUGAUCAGUGCCGUGUCAAAAAUUUGGACUGGAAAAGCGACGAACAUACUGCUUGUGCUGAGAUCAGAGCAAACCGUCUCAGUGGGGACUGUCAUAUCGUGAGAGAGUGGUUGCGUGGUCGUUUCAAGAUACGAGGCCAUGAACAAAAAUGCAUCAAAAGAAGAGUGAUGACCUCAAUGGGUAUCAUAUCUCCCAAUCAACAUGGACGUUUGGCUGCCAUUGAGAAGGUGUGGGAUACUUGUUACAAUGACACGGAUCCGUUUGACAAAUCUUCUUGAAGAUUUUUCCUGUGUCUCAAAACUGAGCUUACAAUUGUUGCGUUGUAGAUUUGAGAUUAUGAUUUAUGAGUCGAAUAUUUCUUCAAUUCUGGAAGGCGAGAGAAUUUUGUUGACAUUAGCCUGACGUUUGUUCCCUAUUUACUUUGCUGCAAUGUGGUUUUUGAAUGGCUUGUUUAUCUCCUUUACAAUGGCCUUGUCUUGGAAAAUGUUUCGUUGCCAUGAUGUUUGUUUCAUAGCCUUCAAUGUGUAUGAAAUAUGGCUUCAUUAUUCUCAACCUUCUUUAGCCCUAUGUUUGGUUCAAGG